AUCUAUAGGAGACUGGAGGAGGAUUUUGAUUUACACAUACAGAAAUGGCAUCUAUAAGUAAUCACGGAUAACAAAACCGUAACCACUCAUAUAUGUCCGUCCUCUCACUGCCUCUUACGUAGUCUGUUUUUCUUUUCUUCCUUCUAAUAUUCUGAUAGACAGAAAAGCCCAAGUCGUAUUAAUAACCUUGCAGCUCUGAUCGAGCUCGCAACAUAUCUCUAUCAUCCAUCCAUUCAUCCAUGUUGAGAAUGGUUCUGCAACUUCAAUUGCUCCUCUUUCUUUGCUUCAUAAUUCUUAUCAGUACCCCCCUAAAUCUUUCAUUAGCUUUUGAUUUAGAACUAGGUGCUGAUGAGUUUAAAAGAGAUGACUUCCCUCCCCCACCGGACUUUGUUUUUGGUGCUUCCUCCUCUGCUUAUCAGGUGGAAGGUGCUGCGGACCAAGACGGGAGAACCCCAAGCAUCUUGGACACCUAUACUCAUGCUGUCGGCCAAAGUUGGCAAUUUGCUAGUUGCAUGCAUAUUCCAAAUGUGUGAAGACCAUUACUAAGUUUAAAAAUUUAGGGAAAAUGCAUGGAGCCACUGGAGAUGUAGCGUGUGAUGAGUAUCAUAAAUACAAGGAAGAUGUGCAACUGAUGGUGGAUACUGGUUUAGAGGCGUAUAGAUUUUCCAUCUCAUGGUCAAGACUUAUACCCAAUGGAAGAGGACCCGUGAAUCCAAAGGGUGUACAAUAUUACAACAAUCUCAUUGACCAACUAAUCAGCAAAGGAAUCCAGCCUCAUGUUACUUUACACCACAGUGAUCUCCCACAGGCACUCGACGAUGAGUAUGGAGGAUGGGUUAGCCCACAGAUUGUAAAAGACUUCACUGCAUAUGCAAAUGUUUGCUUCGAACAGUUUGGCGAUCGAGUUGGGCAUUGGACUACUAUGAAUGAGCCAAAUGUUUUUGUACUCGGGGGUUAUGAUAUUGGAUUCCUUCCACCACAACGAUGUUCAGCUCCAUUUGGUCUUAAUUGCUCGAGGGGUAACUCCUCAACUGAGCCAUACAUGGCAAUUCAUAAUUUCUUGUUAUCUCAUGCAUCAGCAGCAGCACUCUACAAGCAUACCUACCAGCACAAGCAGCGUGGGUUUAUAGGCAUCAAUGUAUUUGCCUAUUGGUUUGUUCCUCAAACCGAAACCCAUCAAGACCAAGUUGCUACUCAAAGAGCCCUCGACUUCUAUUUUGGUUGGGUUAUGCAUCCUUUGGUGUAUGGAGAGUACCCUCAAGUAAUGAAAAAGAAUGCAGGCUCUAGAAUUCCAACGUUCACCAGUGCUGAGUCUUCAAAGGUCAAGGGUUCCUUCGACUUCAUUGGACUUAAUUACUAUAACACAUUGUAUGCCAGUGACAACUCUGCCGCAUUAAACAUUCAAAACAGAGACUAUGUAGCGGAUUCGGCAACCCAGAUUUCUCCUUUGGAUUACAAUACAUCAACGUUGGAGUUUCCGAUAACACCUUGGGGUAUGGAAGGACUGUUGGAAUAUAUCAAACAACACUACGGCAAUCCGCCCUUAUAUAUCCAUGAAAAUGGCCAACAAACUCGACGCAAUUCUUCGUUGGAGGAUUGGUCCAGAAUCGAAUAUUUGCAUGGACACGUUCACAGUUUGCUUAAUGUUAUAAGGAAUGGAUCAAAUGCUAGAGGCUAUUUUACCUGGUCUCUCUUGGAUUCAAUUGAGCUUUUGGGUGGCUAUGAAAUAAGCUACGGCCUUUAUUACAUCGAUUUGGACGAUCCGGAUUUAAAAAGACAGCCUAAACUCUCUGCACAUUGGUACUCAAAGUUUCUAAAGAACAAAAACAUCACUCCACGUUCGGAUUCAGAUGCUGAUCAACAUUACUUCUUUCAGUAGAUAAUUUUGUUGUAUAUAUGUUUGAAGUUAAACUUAUUCAUCACUUCAAGCAUAAUCAAAACUAGAUGAAGAAUGAUCGAACAACUUUUUUUUUUUUCUUUACACUCAUAUAUUCUUGGCUUCAUUCCUUUUCA
Messenger RNA from Rosa rugosa (rugosa rose), 2013 nucleotides. Its product is annotated as beta-glucosidase 11-like. The coding region runs from base 566 to 1879 and encodes 437 amino acids. Gene Ontology annotation, molecular function: beta-glucosidase activity. Gene Ontology annotation, biological process: carbohydrate metabolic process. The record is from RefSeq and is a predicted model, not a curated record. The transcript has 12 exons. NCBI's taxonomy places the organism in Eukaryota, Viridiplantae, Streptophyta, Magnoliopsida, Rosales, Rosaceae.